AUGGCGGCGCUACCCGGGGGUGCUAACAGCAACCAUGGUAUUGGAAACCCAGCGGACGAUGAUGCUGCAGCUUGGGGCUUCACUCCCGGAGGCAGAGAAGGCCCUACACUGGGCGGCGACGAUAGACAUGUUGCUGGAAGGACAAGAUCGCGCAAGAUUCUUGGCUCAGUGAGCGGGGCAGAACAGCGAGGUCUCAAGCGGGUCAUUGACAUGAACUUCGCUCGAAUCACAGGCUACUUGGAUUCCAAGCCCGGCACGACGCUGAACGGAGGCCCCAGACGUCGACCAAGCACCGAAGAUGUGAUCCACCACGCGGCGCAGCGAGGCAGCCAAGAUCCGCACGUCGAGAGCCGCUCGGCGAAGAAGAAGAAGUUCGACGAGGAGGUGCGCCGAAUCUGGGGGCGGAGACGUUCCAAUGUCACGUUGGUGACAGGUUCCUAUGACGGCACUACAAAGCUUUGGUGCCUCACUGGCCAAGCGAAGGCUCAUCCUAUGAUGGCCCAUAACGAUGCGGUGAUGUAUGCAGAUGUCUCGCAGGAUGCCAGAUACCUUGUCACUGCUGCCUAUGAUGGCGUGGCCACUGUGUGGUGUGUCCGUGAGACGGUGCCACUGGCCCGCCUGGCAGGUUCCGCGGGUGGGCUCUACUCCGCGCAGUUCUCACCAGAUGGGCAACACAUCCUGACCGCUUCCGCCGAUGGUGUGGCCUGCCUUUGGCGAUGGCAGACGCAAGAGGUGAUAUGGAUCUUGGAUGGACACCAGGAGAGCUACAUGCGUUGCGCCAGCUUCUCCCCAGAUAGCCAGCGCCUGGUCACGUGUUCCGCCGACUGCACAGUGUGCAUUUGGCGACUGCAGCCUGGCGAACCAGGCACCUUUGCUCCGGAGGCUCCGCGGCUGGUGAGAAGCUUGCAUGGCCACUGGGGCUGGGUCAACACGGCCUACUUCAGUCCGGAUGGCACCUUUGUGCUCUCCGCGGCUGCGGACAAAACGGCCAAGCUUUGGUGUUCCCACACAGGCGAAUGCGUUCAGACCUUUCAGGGACACUAUGCUUACGUCCGCUCCGCGGUGUUCUCUUUCUCACCCAGGUGGAUCCUCACGGCCUCGGCCGAUUGGACGGCGAAGCUUUGGAGCCGAUCCAAUGGGAGCUGCGUCCAGACGUACCAAGGCCAUUCGCAAUGGGUCAACAUGGCCAACUUUGUUUCGUCGUCGGAGGAGAAGAUCGUCACCUGCUCCAGAGACUGUACAGCACGCCUUUGGGCCAUCGGUGGUGAAUGCUUGAGGGUCUUUGAGGGCCACAGCGACUUCGUCAUGGUCAGCUUGAUUUUAGGCCGCGCUGAAAGCGCGCGCGCUGCCUCAGUCAGGGGCAGAUCGGUGACUGUGUUUACCUUUUUUAAGUGGUGA
Durusdinium trenchii is the source of this 1398-nucleotide messenger RNA. The record is from the annotation of a GenBank genome assembly. Lineage: Eukaryota; Dinophyceae; Suessiales; Symbiodiniaceae.